AUGUACGCCCACCUCAACAACACCGUCUACGCCAUGCUCUUCGACUCGAUCGUCAACAGCUGGCUCAUCGCCGAGUGCGGCAUGGAUCCGUUCAGCAUGAACAAGACCGCCAGCACCGCCAGUGACAUCUCGCAGCAGGUCGGGAUCAUGGUCAACUCGUACUGCGACUAUUUCUCCUCGGUCUCGUACCCGGAUGUGCUGGAUGUGGGGCUGCGGGUUGUGAAGCUGGGUUCGUCGAGUGUGACGUAUGAGGUUGGGGUGUUUAGGCGCGGGGAGGAGGAUGUCAAGGUUGUUGGCGGGUAUACGCAUGUGUUUUCUAAACAGACUCAUCUCUUCCCUGAGCAGGAGCAGAUGCGCCAUUUGACCUUCCUUUCAGCUCCUGCUAGUGUGCCCUAG
Messenger RNA from Aspergillus thermomutatus, 396 nucleotides. RefSeq names its product acyl-CoA thioesterase. Gene Ontology annotation, molecular function: fatty acyl-CoA hydrolase activity. The transcript has 2 exons. Gene Ontology annotation, cellular component: mitochondrion. The record is from RefSeq and is a predicted model, not a curated record. The coding region runs from base 1 to 396 and encodes 131 amino acids. NCBI's taxonomy places the organism in Eukaryota, Fungi, Ascomycota, Eurotiomycetes, Eurotiales, Aspergillaceae.